Molecule: messenger RNA, 432 nt
Organism: Prorocentrum cordatum
Lineage: Eukaryota; Dinophyceae; Prorocentrales; Prorocentraceae
Source: the annotation of a GenBank genome assembly
AUGAUCACAGCCAAGACCUUGACAAAAGACGUUGUGCGGAACAUUGUGAUCCCUGAGACUAGCAACGAACAGAGUUGCUACAUGGCCUCGGAUUUCAUGAUGAAGCAUGGCGGGGGGAAGAGAGCGCAGAAACUAGUGAGUCAUUGGUGGGAUUCAGAGCUCUUCACCACAGUGCUCAACAUUCUCUCAGAUGCAUCUGGUUUUGAUCUCCAACGCCUCAAGGAACAAUAUGUGCGCGGCGAUAAGUUUGACGCAGACAGCUUUCGAAAAAACAUCGGAAUGGAGAGGCGUAGUGUGUUGGAAAAUACGUACUGGCUCUGCAUCUUUGCAGUUAAUGAGCACAGAUGCAUUUGUGGUGACUGCUGGACUUGUAACGACAAGCCUGAGUGGAAAAGCAACCUGCCGUCUUUCUUAGAGAAGACCCUUGCUUAG